Molecule: messenger RNA, 2763 nt
Organism: Closterium sp. Naga37s-1
Lineage: Eukaryota; Viridiplantae; Streptophyta; Zygnematophyceae; Desmidiales; Closteriaceae
Source: the annotation of a GenBank genome assembly
AUGGCGUCGGAGCAGAAGCGAAGGGCGCGUAUUAAGGACAAGAUGAAGUCUCUGCGCAUGCUCGUGCCGCACGUCGAAGGUGCUAAUACCGCGGAUUUCCUUAACGAAGUUUACGAUUACAUCGUCACGCUGCGACGUCGUGCGGACCCCCAUGAUCCAACUGACACCUGUCACCACCCGGUCGGCACCAUUCCCUGCCUCGACCUUAACGCGUCAGCCUCUACCGAAUCUAAAGAGGGCGACCGCGAAACCCGGCGGUGCUCCAUGCCCUCCGUGUGUGCCGCCGCCGCUCCCGCUGUCGUUUCGAAGCCUCGUUCGCGCUCCCCGUCAGACAUAGCCAAUACCGUCAACACGGCCAAUACGACUCAUACGGAACAGGAACAGGAACAGGAACAGACGCCUAGCAAGUUCUCUGCGCGCGUAGCGAUUCUGCAAGUCCAGGCAGGUUCGGACGCCUCGGCGCGUAAAGUAGCCAGCGGCGCUAAGUGCGAGACCGGGAAUACGUCCUCUCGCGGCGUGAGCAGCGGCGCGGAGGAGGUGGCUUGGAGCCGCUGCGGGUUGAAGCGGUCCCGCGAUUGCCGCAGCGACGAGGAGGGCGAAGUACAGUCGGACGAGCAGAGCAAGUCAGACCCUGCGCACGCGCACGCGCUCGAGCAGUGGCGGCAGCAGCAGCAGCAGGACUCCCCGCAGAAACAGGAGUCUUCGGCGGAAUACAGGCGCGUUGAUGACGUAGAGGAGGAUGUAGAUGAGGAAGGCGAGGACGACGAGGAGGAGGAGGGGGAAAUAGAGACGGAGGAGGAGGAAGAGAUGGAGGAGAGCGAGGAGGGAAAUGAGAGGGGGGAAAAGGAUAUGGACGAGCGUCAGGGGGGAGAAGCAGAGGGGGAGCGACAGAGUCGGCAGAUGGCAGCGGCUGUCACGGGCUCGCCUAGCCACGUGGAGCAGGGCUCAAGAGAAAGCCGACGCGUUUUGGUGGAUGGGACGGUCGGUGAGGAGACUGGCGGAGACGCUCGCGCGUCGGAAGCAGCUACGUCGAAGCAGCCUCUGCGGAGCACUCUUCGUUCGCUUCGUGGUGAAAACGCGGCUGCGGCGCACGGUGCUCCCGCCGCUCCCACCUCCUCGGCGGACGGGCCAGUGUCAGGGAAACAGGAAUCGGCGGGAGGCGGUAGUGAGAGUCAGGGUGUGGAUGCAGCUGCUGUUGCUGCUGGUGCAGAGUCGGAUGAGGCGGGUGUUGUUCGCCGACCGUUCGCGAAACAGGCGGAACAGCGGUCGCACGAUUCUCCUCCGGUUCAGUCGCAGCAGCAGCAGCAGCAGGAGCAGCAGCAGGAACAGCAGGAAGAGCAGGAGCAGCUGCCGCCGAUUACAGCGAGUAGCGGUGUGAAGAACGAAGAGCGUAAGCCGCUUACCCCAAAGACUGCGUCGAAGUCAGGUCUAGGCGCAAACCAGCAGCAUUUGAAGAAGCCAGCGUCGCCGUCUGUCUCGCCACCCAUGGUCACCAUUGGCCGGUCCUUCCAGCGCUCCGCCUUCUCCCCCGCCACAAGCGGAGCAUUUUCUCCGCCUGUUGUCGUACCCGCGCCUCAUUUGGCUUCGUCUCCGCUCCACCCAAUUCCGCGUGUCCUUCCUUUCACCGUCCCGCCCGCACCUUCCGCCACCCCCGCCACUGCCGCCGCUGCAGCCGCCGCCGCUGCGGCUGCCGCCGUCGCAGUCUCUGGUGCCUGCAGCGCUCUCCCCCCGCCGAGGCACCACUCUCCGCCCAUCCUGUCUCCGCUCCUUCCCGCCCCGCGACGCCUUGCGCCUGCGCCGCCCGCGCUGGCGGGGAUGUCCAGUGCUGCGCUUUCCGCCGCGCUUGCCAAGCCCCGCCCCAUUGCGCCGAACAACAAAGACAGGGCUGACGGGGGGAGUGUUGCGCCCUCCGCGCGCAUGUAUGCGCCAGUGCCGUGUGGCGGGCAGAAGGCGCAGGCUGCUGGUGGUGUAGCCAAGUCAUCCAGGCACCUCAAUGUCGUCUCCCUUCUCUCGCCCGGCUUGCUCCUUCCCAGGAAGCCCCGUGAAAUCCAGCCAGCGCCGCCCUCCCACGCCCGCCCGCGCUCCUACGCCCCCAUGAAGCCGCUACAGAAUCUCCAGAUGAAGCUACCGCUCCCGCCUGCCGUCCCCGUGCCUGUGCCCGUGCCUGUUGCCAUGUUGCCGCCUCCGUCUCACCUGCAUGGCGGCCCCAUGACGGCUGCUGCAGUGGCGGCCGCGGAUGCAGCAGCAGCCGCGCAGCAGUGGGGGGUGAUGGCGGCAGUGGCGCAGGCUGCUGUGCAGGCGCAACAGGCACACGCUAUGGCCUCCGCUGCUGCAGCCUCCGCAGCCCAGCAACAGCAGCAGCAGCAGCAGCAGCAGCAGCAGCAGCAGCAGCAUCAGCAGGACGAGGCAAAAGCUUCUACCAUGGCUGUCCAGCAGCAGCAGCAGAACCACCAGGCGCACCAGCAGCAGCAGCAGCAGAAGAAGCAUCACGGGGAGGGAGGGGGCGGUGGUGGCGCCAAAGCCAUGGUUCCCAUAGCACCAGCGCCGCACGCACUGCGCCCGCAGCAGGCGAAGCUGCCCACGUCAUUCCCUGGCCGCAUGGGGGGCCUCACUGCAACGUGCCCUGCACCUCCAGCCAAGCCUGCUUCUGCGCUCCCUCCUGGCAAGCGCCGCCGCCGCUCUGCUAGCAGCACAGCAGAGCCAGCAACUCGCACCACCUCACAGAUGGUGUUCCGGCCGAUUGCCAUGAAGCCGCGUCCGUAA